AUGAUUGUUUUACUUGUUAUUGAACCCGUUCAGGCAGGCACACGAUCGAUCACAGUGAAAAACAAUUGUCCAGAGAAGAUUUCGAUUGGGGUACUGACAAAUGGUAAAGCAAAUCCAGAUCAACGAUUUGAUUUGACACCACAAGGCACACGUACGAUCAGUGAACCGGAUACAUGGGGAGGUCGUUUGUUUGGUCAACCGGAAUGUGUAGGAGCAGGUAACAAUGGACCUCAUUGUGGGAAUGCUGGUGCCAGUAAUCCAGCUACCUUGGCUGAAUUCUUUUUUAAGGGAGCUAAUGGUGCUGAUUACUACGAUAUCAGUCUGGUGGAUGGAUAUAACAUCCCUGCCUCCAUCUCUCCACAAGGAAAAGGUGGUUCAGGAAAGGAUUGUGGGACUUCUAAUUGUCAAAAAUUGCCCAAUUGUCCUCCCAAUCUGGCUAUCAAGGAUGGCUCUGGAAAAGUCAUUGGUUGUCAAUCCUCUUGCUCCAAAACAGGGAAUCCUCAAGACUGUUGUGUUGGUCAAUAUGAUGGUCCCGAUAAAUGUAAACCUGAUAAACAAGCUGAUAACGUUAAAAGUGCUUGUCCUGAUAGUUAUAGUUUUGCUUAUGAUGAUCAAACAUCAACUUUUAGUUGCAGUAAUCCUACUGGAUAUACUCUCACUUUUUGUUAA
Molecule: messenger RNA, 669 nt
Organism: Halteromyces radiatus
Lineage: Eukaryota; Fungi; Mucoromycota; Mucoromycetes; Mucorales; Cunninghamellaceae
Product: thaumatin
Exons: 2
Coding region: 1-669 (222 amino acids)
Source: RefSeq, a predicted model, not a curated record